UAGUGUGAUUCUCUAGCAGCGAGAGCUAAAACGGUCACCAUCACCACCAAACGCUGAUUUCACAGAAGUCAUUAGUUAGUUACCAGUGAUUUGACACACAGUUUGAACACAACAAGCACCAAAAUGAGAGAGAAAUAGAAAAAUUAUCAACUGCUUUGAAUAAACUCUUGUCGGAGGACUACUUUUUUUUCCUGAGGGAAAAUCUUUGCUGAGGUUGGUCAACAUAUCUAUUGUCUGUUGUUAAAUGUUAGCUAGCUAAGUUAGCCAGCAGAGAGAGAGAGAGAGGGAGUUAGCAGCAGACUUCAUGUGUUUAUUUUCAUUAUUGGCCUCUGCGUUGUCGAGGCUGGUAUUAACCGUGCAUGUCUAGCGGAUAUCGCUCACGGGAGGUCGUAACUGUUCGCGGUUUGCUGGUUCCAGAGAAAGCAGCAAACGCCAUGUCAGAGGCUAGCUGGCUAAUAACAGCCUCUCCUCUGAGGCACGGGUGUCCGCUGACCGGAGCCUGGAGCCCGGAGCCCGGUCACCUCCUCCGCCUCACGACCGAGACAUCUCACACAGAGGACACUCACUGUGGUCUCCAAAUGCAGGGCGUGUUUGCACCGACUGUUAAAGGGCUUUUUGCAUGACACCUAAAAAUACCAACAGGUUAGUCAGUAAGGCUGCUGUCUGAAACAGCUUCAUGUGAGAUGUCAAAGAAUGACACCGAGCUAAAGCUCCGGAGAAAACUGGCUUCAGCUCAGAUGUUUGUUAGGAGGAAAACCUCGAGACAGUCAGGAAUAGACCCUCUGAGAAAACCUUAAAUACAGAAUAAUUAUUGUUAAUGUUAUUAUUAUCACUGCAAAGGAAAAGGAACUGAUAAAUGACCUGUGUGUAUAUAUAACCCCCUAAAAAUAUAUUAAAAUACAAAGAUAAAGCAUCAGUCUGGUAAUAAUGAUAAUAUCAACAAUAGAGAGUAAAAGAAAAAAAUGAAAAUGGGUUCAUAAUUUUCUCUAUUGUACAUUCCUGCUUUAAAUGUAAACUAUUUAUGUAUUCCUUAUUUUCACACGCUUUUGCAUUAUCUAGAGCAGCUAAAGAGAGUCAGGGGAGGCGUGCAGCAAAGGGUUGUAACCCGGAACUGACCAAAUGACCACUGCAACAAGGACUGUACCCUCUUUCUGUGGGAUCCUUAGACCAGUAGAGAUAUUCCGGCGUAAAUUAAUUUAGGGUCAAACACACCAUAACACUGAGAUAGACACCCUGUCAAGACAUGAAUGUUGCCGACCACUUGCUUCUCAAGUUGUAACGGCCACACGAUAGCAAUACAGAGAGCCACGCGAUCAACCAAAACGCCACUCUAUAGCCACAAAUAAUGUUCAGAACAGAGCCUAACUUCAUUAACAGGACAUAUAGGGUCACAGCCAUCGUGCUAGACACAAACAUCUUUUUAGCUUUGCCUGAUUUCUUUAGCAAAGAGACUAAACAUAACUCACCUACUCUCUUCCAGCAGCCGCUUGUUUUAGCGAGACCUCCAGGCGAGUCCAUGGACUGCAGUGGAGUUUCGCAGCUCAAGGAAGAACAUUUAUGAUCAUUUCUUCAUGGAAAUGCAGUCAGAACGAGACGCUGAGGCAGAAGAACUACAGCGUCUGCAGAGCAAAAUGAUUAUUAUGAUGAUUAUUCAAAGGAAAUUAUACAUUAAUGAUCAUAAAUGUUCUUUCUUGAGCUGUGUCACCCCACUGUAGUCUGUAAUGGACUGGCCUGAGGUCUGACUACAAACAAGUGGCUGCUGGAAGAGAGUGGGUGAGUUGUGUUUAGUAUCUUUGCUAAAGAAAUUAGUCAAAGUUAAAAAGAUUUUGGUGGCUAGUACUAUGGCUGUGACCCUGUAUGUCCUGUUGAUGAAGUUAGGUGCUGUUCUGAGCAUUAUUUGUGGCUAUAGAGUGGCAUUUUGGUUGAACGCGUGGCUCUCUCUAUUGCCAUCGUGUGGUCGUUACUUAAGUUGGUAAAACUAGAGAAGCAAGCAGUCGGCAACAUUCGUCUCUCAAGGGGGUGUCUAACUCUGUGUUACGGUGUGUUUGACCCUAACUUCAUCUUAUGCCGGAAUAUCCCUUUAGAAGCACAAGAGUAAGUUCCCAGUGCAACAUAAUCUUUGAGAUCCAAAAGGUCUCCAGGAUGCACAGAUGGAGGUGCUUUUGUGCAGCUAACCCCAAAGAACUUAUCCUCCAAAGAGCUUUAAGAUCUGGAGGCAGAAAUCUGUUGAAUGCGUUUCGAGGUGAAAACAUCGAUCAUAACUUGAAUCUCACGUUGAAUCUUAAAAUACCCGAAACAGUUUGACUGUAAAUACACGUACACUAACAAUCACAGGCAGCUGGGUGUUACAGGUGCUUAAACCUCACUGAGGGAACCCCAAAUAGGAAAUCUUGGAUGAGCUCAUGACUAAAGUAGAAUUAAAUUGCAUUAGAUUUCAUAAGCCUUAUGAUGUUUAAUAUAAUGAGUGUUUCAAUCCAAAGUCAUUCAUCAGAGUGUGACAGCAGUUAUGUAAUAAGACUAAUAUUGACACAUCAAUCCUUAUCAGACACACUGUAAAUAUCGAACCACUAAGACUCUUGACUCAGUAGGUCGUGUCAUCAUUUGCUGCAGUGUGAUUAGGAACUUUUAUAUCGAGGUUUUGUAUUAAAUCAUCUUCUUUGUGUAAUUGUCAAAUUUCUGUGUUAUUCCAUUAAGACUCACAUUGGUUUUGAUUUUUUUGUUACCUCCACCAGGCUGCAUAUUUGAGAGAUGGGCUCUGAAAACCCAGAGGACUAUGGACCAGCUGGGAUCCUCGCUGAAGAAGAUCCACAAGAAAUUGGAGGCCUGAUCAACUCUGAUGGAGAGGAAGUUGACUUCUCAGAUCUCAGUGAGUAUAUGAAGUUAUUAUUUUGCGAUGUGCUCGAGAAUAGGAGUCGUGUCUUCGAUAGCUGAUGAUGUGAAACUUCAGGACCAUCAGGGUUGAGUUUUGUGUUUGGUGGUGGAGCUCAGAGGAUAAAAAGAAAAUCAUUGGUAACCCUUUCUUUUACGGUACACUUAUUACCAGCUAAUUAACAGGUAAUUACCUAGUAACAACAUGAAAUUAUCUGGUAAUUACAUGAUAACUACUAAGUCAAUACUGUCUAGUUUUUCCUUUUUUCUUUUUUCUGUGGAGCUCCAUUUUCAAAAGCUAUUUAGGGUUCUUAUUUUCUAUGAUUGACACUUGAUACAGUCUAUGGGCGUGCGAAGAUUGAGUAGCGAUACGCUGUUUGAGCCGAUCGUUAUCACAGCGACUCACCCGCCGAAUGCUACUGCGCAAGAAGUGGUUCCAGGAAGCGGAGAAAAUCCUGGAAGUACCAGAGCAAUUUGGCUUCAAAUUUGUAUGAUGAUGGAAGAUUACCUACCUGGUAGCUAGACAGUAUUGACUUAGUAGCUAUCAUGUAAUUACCAGAUAAUUUCAUGUUGUUACUUGGUAAUUACCUGUUAAUUACCUAAUGAGUGUAUCAUAAAAUAAAGCAUCACCAAAUCAUUUGUUACAUUUGAUCAAAACUUAUGCAGUAGAUUUGAGUUCCUGUUGGUGCAUGAAGGUGACGCUGAUAUUUUUGACAACCUCUAUGAUAGUUGAAGAAUUGGUUUGAGUCAUUGAGUCACAGGUUUUUGCGAAAGCCACACAGUUUGAUAACUAUCAGCAUCCUUGUUGGUUUGUGUCUAAGUUUUAAAAACUGAAGAAAUUUUCUUUUCUUUCUGCUCACACAGGAGAUAGAGCUAUUCCAGGCGUGCAGCCUUCUGAAGCCCCCUCAAAGACAUUUGUUCAAAGGGAAAAUGAGAAACCCCCGUCGCUGCACAGCUGCUCAGUGUGCGGUAAAGACUUCCCAUACGCCUCCAAACUGCAGCGCCACCUACGGACUCACUCAGGAGAGAGGCCUUUCCCCUGCUCCAUGUGCGAGAAGAGAUUCCCUGAGAAGGGGCUGCUGAUGAUACACGAAAGGGUCCAUACUGGAGAAAAGCCGUUCCCGUGCACUUUCUGCGAGAAACGAUUUGCCAGUCAGGGGGAGCUGAGGCUACAUCGGCGAACGCACACUGGCGAGAGGCCGUAUCACUGCUCCAUCUGUCUAAAGAGCUUCUCCCGACACUGGCAUCUGAAGACUCACUUAGAGGCGAUGCACUGCGAGGUCGUUGCGGGCUUCGUGAGGAAGAAGUUUCCGUGUUCAGACUGUGAAAAAAGCUGCAACUCAGCCGCUGAGCUGAGAGAUCAUCAGAGGACUCACACUGGAGAGAGACCCUACCAGUGCUCUUUCUGUGAGAAAAGGUUCGCCCUGUCAGGAACACUUGUAAGACACGAGCGGCUCCACACCGGCAUCACGCCCUACCACUGCUCCGACUGUGGGAAGACUUUUGCUCAGCAGUGGACUCUGACUACUCACAUGCGGACUCACACCGGGGAAAAACCGUACAGCUGCACUCAGUGCGAUAAGUCUUUCGUAGCUCCCGGAGAGCUGAGAAGGCACACCAGGAUUCACACUGGAGAGAAGCCGUACACCUGCGCAGACUGUGGGAGGCAUUUCUCACUGGCAGGAACUCUGAGAAACCACAAAAGAUCGUGUACACAGAACAAGAAUGAGUCUGUAACAGGUGACAUGGCAGACCAAGUGCCAGCUGCUGAAGGAGAAUCAUCCCAGCCGGUGCCAGACGACCCAAACAGCUCUGAGGUAACAAAGCACAUGAAUAUAUAAGUGCGCUUUUUCUUCGUCCAAGUUUGACAUGUGAAAACUGAACAGAGUGAGCCCUCAAUGUCAGUCAUCAGGAUCUCUGACUGCAGUUAAUUUUAGUUCUUCAGCCACGCCUGUGUGUGCAUCCGAAAGUGGAAAAGAAAACACUCACUACCAGAGAAGAGAUGACGCUGUGAGGCUUACUGGUAUGAUGGAGCUCCACUUUAGAAGGUGUCAUGGUCGCUGCCAGAGUUAUAGAUGAUAAGACCACGAGAAAGACAAGUUCAACAUCACUGACAUUUAGAGAUCUGUGUGUCAAGUUUGUGUGGUUUUGCUUUUCCCUGAAAUCCAGCUGUCAGGUAGAGUGCAUUUGCAAACCCAAACUUGUCACAUUUACUUACUUUAGUUUAGCGAGGCCUUACAAACUGUCUUUUCAGCUGGUAGUUGCAGCUAAACCCUGUGCUGUAUAUGCUUUUAUGAACCCAAAACCGCUCAAACGGUCCGAAAGUUGGUUUGUUUACAACAUGCAGAGCUGCCAGACUAAAGGCACUGAAACACAUAAUAUGAAUGGCCUUUGUUUAUUCUGAGAUCGGGUAAGCUAACCCAGACAAAGUUGGUAGAUUAUAUUAUGAUAGACUGUCAAUUAGGUGAUUUAAAAAAGGGGGCAGGGGCUCUGACGAUAAGUGCUCAUUUUCAAAACUAAAGUUGAAACUUUGAGUUUUGUGAAUUGUUUUCAUGUUUCUAACCCCAGGAUCAAAGUUCCUCUGAUUUAUAGAUUUGAAUUUGGGUUCCUCUAUUGCAGGGUUGUCAAACUCAACCACAGCAAGGGCUAUAAUCUGGAUUUAGGUCUAACCUGAGGGCCGAACAGGGUCAACAUCUCACCAAAACCGUCAACCUCCUUUUGAAAAAAAUAUGUAACAAAAACAGCAAUGAUUAUAAAUCAUUUGGAAAUUCAAAAAAAAAAGAUAAAAAGAAAAGUUUAAAGGCAAACUGAGAUAGAAAAGUUUUAUUUUUUUUAUUCUUUUUUUAUUUAUUAGUUUAGAAGAUCAGAGCAUGAUAUUAAAAAUAGAAAAAUAAUGCAUUUAAAGAGCAAAUACAUGAGAAGAAAGUUGAAAUCUGGUUUAAAAGGUCAAAAUAUGACUUAAAAUUUUAAAUUGGAAUCUAAAGUAUAAAAUGACACAAGUCUAAAUACUGAGUUUAACAAAAUCAAAGCAUGAAAUCAAAAAUCCAAUCAUGUUUGACUUGUAAUCUUGAGAUGCAAAAUUAAAAACAUGAAUUUAAACACCAAAUAUUUUUCCUCCACAUUCUUGACUAUUUAUCAAAUCUUCCUUACUCUUUAAUUUCUCAGAUUUUCAUGGUUUAUUAAGGACAUUUUAAAUAAUGGUGCUAAAAUUUAUAUUAUUAUCCUGGAGGAAAUCUGCAGACUUUAUUCUGGUGGGCCAAUAAUAAUACAAAUAUGAUUUGAUCUUGUGGGCCACAGAUUUGGCUCCCUGGCCUUGAGUUUGACACCUGUGCUCUAUUGUUUCCCACAUUUGCUCUUCUUUUUAUUAUUUUGAAGGUACCUGACAGUCAGAGUUUUCCUUGCGUGGCCGAGUCUCACUCCCAAGAGGAUCUCAACUGUGACAGGACGACUGAGAGCGAAGAUAACCUGAAAGAAGCAGAAGACCAACCGGAUGUCACCUCCAGUCCACAUAUGAAUGUAAUAGUGAAGGAAGAGGAAGAAGAGGAACCUUUAUGUGGUCUGUAUACACCAAUCCCAUUUUAAAAGAAGCAAUUUGAUGAUUGAAUGUUUCUCAGUUGCUGAAUGUGUUUUCCUCAGCAGGUGAGGCUCCUGAUCAGGGUUCUAGUCAACACUGCACCACGGAGGAUGAGGAGGAGGAGGAGAAGGAAGAGCAGCAGCAGGAAAGUAGCACAGACAUGAGGAUAACGGUGAAGGAGGAGGAAGAAGAACCUGUGAACAGUAAGGAGAUGAUUUUACGAAACUCAUGAACUCACAAAACUUCAUCUGCUUCUGUGUCUCAGGUCUAUAAACGGCUGCCAAAGUACAUUUGCUGAAUAACUGAAACAUACAUCAUAAACCAGUCAAAAACAACUAUGUGAGCUGUGAUGGACAGAUUAGUUGACUCUCUCUCUCCGCAUCGGUGAAACUGGGACUGCUCCUGUUUGUUGAAGACUUACCCACACUGUUGUCUGAACAGCUUAGAUGUCACACUGAUGUCAUUUGAGGUCAAAUUUUACACAUUAUUUCAGUCCUUCAGCUGCUGUGCACAGUCUGGUCUGUGUGUGUGUGUGAAGAAGGAAAACAAAACAGUCAGUAACAUAAAUGUCACCCCAGUGGAUGUUGGAAAUGUCAGGGAAGGUACCUGUUCAUGGAUGAAUUUUAUGUGGCUCUAUAUGUCAGAUUGAAUUAAGUGCACCUUCAAUAUUUUAAUGAGAAAUCAGAAUUAAAUUAAAUUUGAAAGAGACAAGCAGAGGGCUCGGAGUCAAACCAAAGGCAGCAGAGAGACAGAGGAGGACCAGAGAGACAGGCAGAGAGAAAAGAAAACAUAUUAAAUGUUAAACCUUCAGAACUUUCACUGUUCAGUGAAAAAUUUAUUUUCAUUUUCAUUUUGAUGUCAGCUUCAUGUUUCUAAACAAUCUCGACAGGGUCAUGGUUUCCAUCAAGUUGCAUCACCUCUUUUUUUUACAACACUGCAGACACCCUUUAGAAUUCAGUUGAGCCGUUUCUGUCUUUCCUCAGUCAUAUUUUCAUAUUUUUAUGAUGGUUUGUACCUACAGGAUAUCAGUUGAAUUUUAUCUCUGAUUUGCUCUGGAAAACUAAAAACUGUGGUUUUAUUUUCUUCUUGCAUCAAGCAACAAUGAAGUGGUCAUGUGACAUGUUCCACUUGCUUGACAUUCUUUGUCCUGCAGUGUGACUUUUGCAGCCAGACACUGAAUUUACAUCGGUUAGGCAAAGUCUUAUUUAGCUCAAGUAAAUACCGUUUGUAUUUUCCCUAAAACUGUUUUACAGUAUUUGGUUUUGUCGUGUUUGUUUCCACAGUGUCUGAAGAAGUUCAGAAUCAUGUCAGUGGAGGUGAAAAAGACACUCUUCCAGCCUCACCGCUGCAUAAAAAGCCCAACAACAAUGUGAAAAAAGCCUCUUACUGCUGCGGGCUGUGUGGAAGAGACUGUCACAAGAUGUCUGCGCUUCAGAUCCACAUGAGGAUUCACUCGGGAGAGAAACCUUACCAAUGCACUGUAUGUGGGAAGCAGUUCACACAGAAAGGUCAGCUCAAAGGCCACCAGAAAGUCCACACAGGAGAGAAACCGUUCUCCUGCCCUGAAUGUGGGAAGAGCUUCGCCCACUCAGGAGCCAUGAACAGACACCGGCUCACACACACAGGGGAGAGGCCGUACCACUGCUCUGUGUGCGACAGGAGCUUCAACCAGUCCGGACGCUUAAGGGAACACGAAAAAAUCCACUAUGGGGAGAAGUUUGACUGUCCUGAGUGUGAAAAGAGUUUCACGCGAGCUUCAAGCCUCAAGAACCACUUCAGGCUGCACACGGGAGAGAGGCCGUACGGCUGCGACAUCUGCGGGAGAGGCUUCAGCCGCUCCCAGAGCCUGAGGCUCCACAGACGUAAACAUGAGGUGAUUCAGACUGAAGAGCAGUCCGCUCUCAGUGUUAGGAACGAAGAUUUAUCACAGAGCGACGAUAACUCACCGAUUAAUAUGUGUAUAAGUGACAGAAAUGACCCAUAAUGUAUUUAUAUUAACCAUGAAGAUAUGUACCAGUAGUAGUAUUUUAAUACAAGUUUAAAGACAGUAAACCAGUGGGGAAGAGGAAAAAGGGACUACCUCUGUCAAUAGACCAGAUGAACCCUCACGUGGUGCUCAUUAAAAAGGGUUAAAACUGAAAUAUUUGACUCCCAGAAGGCUGCAGAAAAAUGAACAAACAGACAGUGUCUGAGACAAAACGACCAAACGAACAUUUACUACAAACACAACUUCUGUCAAAUCCGGGAAAGUGUCCAGGUGAUCAUAUUUAUUCUCAUUUAUUACUACAUUAGUUGAAUCAUGCUCACGUUAAUAUUUAUGGUAGAAUAAAUGACCCGUUUGAGGCUUGUGAUUUCACUUUCUCAUCAGUAUUCCUCAUUCAGACCAAUCAUGUGUGGAAAUCAAGUUUGAUUUUCUAUCUGAGGUUUUAAUGACCAAGGUGCAAUUUCUAAAUCAGGCGAAAGUGAAAUGAAACGACAGAAUCUAGACACAGAUGAAGAGCAGUGGGGUCAUGGUGUUCAUCAGUUAUUUUUUUGCCUAAACCAUUUUGCCUUAGUGGUGAGUAGUGUGUGUGUCUUAUCUCUGUUUUGUGUAGCAGUUUUUAAAUAACCAAAUCAAAAAUCAGGCUCUCCUGGUUCGUAAGACUCUGAGAAGUUUGAGGUCUGUGGUGAAGAAAGGAAACAGACUCCUGAGGCUGGGAUGCAACAUGCAUUUAUGUGUAUGUAGAAGGUUAGUUUGGCCUAGCACUGCCUCUGUUUAAUUGUAUGGGACGUGUUAUACUGAACAAUAAAAGUGAAAGUACUAAAGAA
Xyrichtys novacula (pearly razorfish) is the source of this 9250-nucleotide messenger RNA. The record is from the annotation of a GenBank genome assembly. Lineage: Eukaryota; Metazoa; Chordata; Actinopteri; Labriformes; Labridae.